Messenger RNA from Penicillium hordei, 1425 nucleotides. Its product is annotated as FAD-dependent oxidoreductase. The record is from RefSeq and is a predicted model, not a curated record. Bases 1 to 1425 code for a protein of 474 amino acids. The transcript has 4 exons. Gene Ontology annotation, biological process: secondary metabolite biosynthetic process. Gene Ontology annotation, molecular function: FAD binding; monooxygenase activity. Lineage: Eukaryota; Fungi; Ascomycota; Eurotiomycetes; Eurotiales; Aspergillaceae.
AUGACGCGCCUGGGAGAGAAAUCCGAAUCGACUGCCCCUCCAGGCUUAUCUGGCAUCACAACUAUAAUUGUAGGCCUGGGCAUUGCGGGCCUCACAGCGGCCAUCGAAUGUCACCGAAAAGGCCAUACGGUCCUUGCGUUUGAAAAAGCCGGUCCCGCAAGUCAUAUCGGUAGUGACAUUAUAGGCGUUGCUAGCAAUGGGGCAUUGGUCUUGGAUCGAUGGGGUCAAGGUGCGUUUGCAAAGGAGUUGGACAACCUCCGAAGUGAUGUAGGGUGCAUUGAAUUCCUGGACGCCAGCGGAAAAUUGCGUUCCAGCUCGAAUAUGACCGGCUUUGGGGUCAACGAAGGCUACUUCCUGAUGCGUUCGGACUUGGUCAAGGCCAUGUACGACUACGCAAAGUCCUUGAGAAUCAGCAUGCAAUUCGACUGCCGAGUGACUUCGUACUGGGAAAAAGAAGACCGCGCAGGUAUUAUUGUCAAUGGAGAAAGAGUCGAAGGCGACUGCGUCAUAGCCAGCGAUGGAGUCUACAGCAAAGCACGGGCAGCUCUCAAAGGGGACAAAUACCCCUUGAUCGGGCUUGGCUCCGUUAUGCACAGGUCAGGUGGCUUUCCGUCCAAAUAUCUUCGAACCGCAGAGGCAGCUCAAUGGUUAUUUAACACGACCGAGAAACAAGACCGAAUGCUUGAAAUCCUCCACGAGGAAACUAUUUUCUUUUUUGGAACUUUUCAAAGAGGAAAGGGGGUCUACUGGGCCUGCAUGCACCAGACCUCUGAGCCGAUUGAGGAUUCCUGGGUGAAAGCUUUGGACGCCAAGGCUGUGCUUCAAGUGGUCAAGGACUGGCCGAUAUGUAGCAAGCUGGAGCCCAUUAUAACCAGCAUACCAGGAGGGAAGUGCUUUGAACAUCUGACCAUGACCAUGGAGCCGAUGGAUAACUGGCGAUCUGCCCUGGGCAGAAUUAUGUUGAUUGGUGAUGCCGCGCAUCCGGUACUCCCUACUACUGGCCAAGGUCUCAGCCAAGGCAUUAUGGACGGGGCAGUCCUCGCCAUAUGUUUGGAACUUGCUGGAAAGGACAAUGUGCAUUUGGGUUUGCAAGCGAUGGAGAUGAUGAGGAUUAAGGAAGCUAGCCGCCUACAAGAGUACGGCGUAGCGCUAAUCAGACGUCUUCAAAGCCAAAAAUGGGAGUGUUUGGAUCAGGAGCAGGAGCUUGUUCCACGGCCAACGUGGGUCUUUGCGCAUGAUUGUCAGGAGAGUGCCUACGAAAACUUCGCUGCGGUCACGCAGGCCCUGGAGAGAGGUGACGAGUAUAUCCCUGCCCAUGUACCUGAUGGCACGUCAUUACCGCUCACUCAGGAACAUGAGCUCGCGGAACAAAUAAAGGCUUUAAGAGAGAGAAACAACCUCUACUGCCACUCUACAUCCGGGUAG